AUGGUCUCUCCUCUCUGGAAGGCAUGCUCGGAGGGCGACCUCGACGGAGUUUUGGCCUUGCUCAAUGACGCUUCGCCCAUCGACAUCGAAAUAAAAGAUCACACGGGUUCUACCCCACUCAUCGAGGCAGUAAAGAAUGGUCAUAUCGAGGUCGUCAGAGCCUUGUUAAAUAAGGGAGCUGACCCUUCAAAUGCCUCCAGCCAAGGCCCGCCUGAGCAAUUCACGUCAGAUCCUGCAAUUCUCGACCUUCUCAAAUCUGCCCAAACAAAAUUACAGGCCAACAAGGAUGGCUACAACGAAAACGGCUACCCUCAAAAUCCUCCUACGAGCGACUAUCCUGCUGCUGCUCCCCCGCCUCCCGGGCCUUACCCUUAUUACCCAACCAUUAACCCAUCAUUGUCGACGAUGGGAGACCCGGCCGUCUUCUAUCCUCCUCCGCCUCCGGGCGAAAAUGGCGCUGCACCCAAUGGAAUUGGCCACUUGCCGCCUCCCGAGGUCGCUCGCAUGAUUCCAUGCAGAUAUUUCCCAGCUUGCCGCUACGGUCCACAGUGUAUGUUUGCCCACCCAACGGGCCCAUAUUAUCAGGGUCCUCCUCCUCCGGGCUAUCCUCCAUUUGACCCCGCCCUAGGGCCAAAUCCUUACGGCUACUAUCCUCCUCUUCCUCCCCCGCCACCUCAGUUCCAACAGCCUAAUGGUGCACUUUCUCCCCCGCCUCAGGGUGCGCACCAUCCUCGAUCACCCUCGGAAAUCGUCUCGCCAUCGCAAGGACAUUUCCCUAAUGGUGCUCCACCGCCCGCACCUUAUACCCCGAUGUCACCAAAUGGUUAUCCCCAUCCUCCCGUUCCCAUGUCAGGUCCUCCGAUUCCGCCCUUGCAUCACCAACCCCCGCAACCUGGUCCAGGUCCUCAGUCGCCUGGCACGAUCUAUCACAACGUCCACCCUAUCCCACCUUACCCAGGUGCUGACCCAUCUGGGCAGUAUCUACCACCUCCUGCAGGUGCCGGAUACCCAGAGCAAGACAAUGCUCCCAAACCCACCGGACAGCAAGAAGGAUACCCCUCCCACCCGACUCAUCGGGAUGUCAAUGGACCUCGCCGCGGAGGCUUCGGUCGUAGGGCUUCUUUGGUUGGCAAAAAGCCAGCAUGUCUUUUCUUCCCUGCUGGAAGAUGCAAAAAUGGUGAUGAUUGCAGGUUCCCUCAUGUGUUGGAUACUAACGCUGGACCUAAUCAUGUCACGCCCCCUUAUUAUGGACCAGGGCCAAGAGGAGGCGCUCCUCGACCUCACAGAGGCCACCACCAUAGUGGACCCAGUUUGGGUGCCAUCGAACACAAGAUGGGUAACAUGACCAUCCGAGAUGACGCCCAGCGCCCCAAUGGUGCCAACGAUCUCUCGAAACCCAAAUUCCCCCAAGGUCCCAAACAUCAGCCCAACGGUUUGCCUAAUGGCAACAAGCGACCGGGUCCCGCACCAAGACCCCAAAGGGUCCCAAGUGCUGACGAUUUCCCCGUUCUCCCUGGAUCUGUCACGCCCCCUCGCGUGAACGGCAACAACCACUCAGGCCCGACUGCUGCCCAGGUUCUGAGAGCCCCCGCACCUGUUCGUAGCAAACCGGCCAGCGAGGACGGUGCUGCUGAGACUCGCGGACCUUCGCCAGAUGCCGUCAGGACCCGUAGCCCAGAGGCAACUAAUGAGCCUGCAAAAGUGGCCCCUGCUCCUGCAACUGCCGUAGUAGAACAGCCUCAGCAAGCUACUCAACCGGCACCUGCUGCCCCAGCUCCUGCCGCUGGUCAAAAGUUGCCUGUCUCAUUCGCGGCUGCUGCGGCCGCUGCCUCCUCUGCUCCUGCUGACGCGGCUCCGAGGGUUGCUAUUUCCGCCUAA
Coprinopsis cinerea okayama7#130 is the source of this 1878-nucleotide messenger RNA. RefSeq lists its product as hypothetical. The coding region runs from base 1 to 1878 and encodes 625 amino acids. NCBI's taxonomy places the organism in Eukaryota, Fungi, Basidiomycota, Agaricomycetes, Agaricales, Psathyrellaceae. The record is from RefSeq and is a predicted model, not a curated record. Gene Ontology annotation, molecular function: metal ion binding; protein binding. The transcript has 6 exons.